CACAUCCACAGAUAUGGCUCGGUGAGAAGGCACAUGGCGGCGGCGGCUAACCAUGAACCAAAAAAAUAAAUCACCAAAAAACAGUUCAUGCAUCAGUAGCAACCCGAUUUCGUUUAUUUUGGAUUCAACCAUUGCAACAACUGCCUUAGACAUACAAUUGGUUUUAACUGUCACGGGGGAGAGAAGCUAGCUAGCAACUUGGAACCACCCCCCUCUCUCUUCUCCAGUUUUACUGAGCUAUUUUACUCGGUUUUUAAACAGUUUUUGGUUGCAAUCGCUCUUUUUUUAAAGACAGUCAUCAUGGGUGUGCAAGGUUUCCAAGAAUACAUAGAAAAGCACUGCCCUACUGCCGUGGUACCGGUGGAGCUCCAGAAGCUAGCCCGGGGCAGUCUCGUCGGAGGAGGCAGGCAGAGACCACCUCAAAGCCCGCUACGGCUGCUGGUUGACGCGGAGAACUGCCUCCACCGGCUCUAUGGGGGCUUCUACACCGACUGGGUGAGCGGCGGGCAGUGGAACCACAUGCUUGGGUACCUGGCCGCCCUCGCCAAGGCCUGCUUCAACGGUAACAUUGAGCUGUUGGUGUGCUUCAAUGGCGCCAUGGAGAAGGGCCGUCUUCACGAGUGGGUCAAACGACAGGUGAACGAGAGACAGACGGCUCAGCAGAUUGUCAGCCACAUCCAGAAUAAGGGGACCCCUCCGCCGAAGGUCUGGUUCCUUCCCCCGGUGUGCAUGGUCCAUUGUAUCCGGCUGGCCCUACUCAGGUUCCACAUUGGGGUCGUCCAGAGUAUCGAGGACCACCACUUGGAGGUGAUAUCUCUGUGCAGGGAGAACGGGUUCCACGGCCUGGUGGCGUACGACUCGGACUACGCGCUCUGUAACAUCCCCUACUACUUCUCUGCCCACGCCCUGAAGCUGAGUCGCAACGGGAAGAGCCUGACCACCUCCCAGUACCUGAUGCAUGAAGUGGCCAAACAGCUGGACCUCAACCCCAAGCGCUUCGCCAUCUUCGCUUCUCUUUUAGGUAACCACAUACUGCCUGAUGAAGACUUGGCUGCCUUUCACUGGAGUCUCCUGGGUCCAGAACAUCCACUAGCAUCGCUCAAGGUGCGCGCCCACCAGCUAGUGCUUCCGCCGUGUGACGUGGUGAUUAAGGCAGUGGCUGACUAUGUUCGAAACAUGACGGACUUCUGCGACCUGGAGGCCAUCGCUAACGACAUCUUCAGACACUCACAGUCCAGGACUGAUGACAAAGUUGUCCGCUUUAAGAAAGCAGUGGAAUACUACUCAGCAGCCAGCAAGUCGCCACACUUCUCACCUUACCAAGUUGGACCAAACCAUACAGGAGCUCCUGCAGUUCAGCCACACUAUGCAGCUCUAACUCCGCCUCCUCAGACGCUCCACAUUCCACGUCCUCCCCUGACUGGGAAACCUGGGGUCCAGCCUGCCUACACAGCCCCGCCGGUCGUAGAGCCUGGCCCGGGGACUGGCCCUAGUGGUGACCCUGGUCCUGGUACUGCGGUCUCUGCUUCUGGUCUGGCUGUGGAGCCAGCGGUGGGGAAUGCCCUGGCAGAGCAGAUUCCAAGCAGCUUCGGCAACAUUCCUCCUAAAGAGAAGCACACACCGCUGUACGAGAGGUCUUCUCCCAUCAACCCCUCUUUUCCCCCGGGGGGCACGGUCGCCACCAGCCCCGUCUCCUCCACCAGCCCCGCCUCCUCCUCGGAGAACGAGGACAACACAGGCUUCACUGCCAAUCAUGUAAGUGACCAUAAAGGAGGAUGGGACAAACCAUCAGAGAGCACGGCAGAGGGGGAGCUGGGAGGAUGGGACAAACCAUCAGAGAGCACGGCAGAGGGGGAGCUGGGAGGAUGGGACAAACCAUCAGAGAGCACGGCAGAGGGGGAGCUGGGAGGAUGGGACAAACCAUCAGAGAGCACGGCAGAGGGGGAGCUGGGAGGAUGGGACAAACCAUCAGAGAGCACGGCAGAGGGGGAGCUUGGAGGAUGGGACAAACCAUCAGAGAGCACGGCAGAGGGGGAGCUGGGAGACCAAACCAAGGCUGUCCCAACGGUGACCUCUCCUGUGGGUCAGGGCUUAGAGGUCAUGGGUCAUCUGAACGCCCAGAUCCCGUCUUUGCUGUCAAUGCCAACCAGGAACCACAUGGACAUUAACCCCCCGCUCCCCACAGUGGCUCCAGAGGUCCUCAGAGUGGCCGAGCACAGACACAAGAAGGGCCUAAUGUACCCCUACAUCUACCACAUCCUUACUAAGGGAGAGAUAAAGCUAUCCGUCACCAUAGAGGACGAGGCCAACCAUGAGCUCCCGUCAGCAGUGCAGCUGUUCAGGCCCAUCCGGCAGUAUGUCUACGGGGUUCUCUUCAGCCUGGCUGAAGCCAAGAAGAAGGCUGAUAGACUAGCCAUGAGGCGCAACCGUCUGCCUGAAUACCCCCCCGUGGUAGUGAAGGAGUGGGCGGCCUACAAGGGGAAGUCCCCACACACCCCAGAGCUGGUGGAGGCCCUGCCCUUCAGAGAGUGGACCUGUCCUAACCUGAAGAAGCUGUGGCUGGGCAAGUCUGUGGAGGAGAAGAAUGGGAGGAUGAGAGCCUUCCUGGCCUGUAUGAGGUCAGACUCCCCAGCCAUGCUCAACCCAGCCUGCGUUCCCACACAACUCUUGGUUCUCUGCUGUGUGUUGAGGUUUAUGUUGCAAUGGCCAGGAGUAAGAGUUUUGCGUGGUAAGGAACUUGACGCGUUCCUAUCCCAAGCACUUUCUCCUAAACUGUAUGAGCCUGAACAGCUGCAGGAACUCAAGAUUGAUAACCUGGACCCUCGCGGCGUCCAGCUGGCUGCUCUCUUCAUGAGCGGCGUGGACAUGGCCUUAUUGGCCAACGACGUGUGUGGCCAGCCAAUCCCCUGGGAGCACUGCUGCCCCUGGAUGUACUUUGAUGGCAAGCUGCUGCAGAGCAAACUGAUCCGGGCCAUUCGGGACAAGGCCCCGCUCAUCGACCUCUGUGAUGGUCAGGUGGAUCAGGUGAACAAGGUGAAGAAAAUGAGGCAGAGCAUCCUGGAGGGGCUUAACUUCUCCCGCCCCCCCCACCCCAUGCCUUUCCCCCCCCCUCCUCCCCCCCACGCCAUGCCUUUCUACCCCCCAGGGGGAGCCUUCUACCCCCCACCCCACAUGAUGCCGCUACAGGGCAGGUGCAGGGGCAUGGGCAUGGGCAUGCCUGGCCUGCCAAGCAUGUCCUCCCAGGGCGGGAAGCUGGAGAUAGCGGGCACGGUGGUGGGCCAGUGGGCUGGCAUCAGACGGGGCCGAGGCAGAGGAGGCUUCCCCAUCCAGGUGGUCUCUGUCGGGGGACCAAGCAGAGGGCGUCUGCGGGGUGUGAUCUCCACCCCUGUCAUCAGGACCUUCGGUCGAGGAGCCAAAUACCCCCUCAGAGGCUUCAAGAGCCAGGGAACAUACCAGGUGGGACAGGGCACAUACCAGAGUAAGCCUGCCUACUCCUUAGCCAGUGAGGUGAAGGAGAGGAAGAAGCUCAAGACGGAGGAGAAGGAGAAAUCCCCCGUUCUGCUGUCCUCUGACGGGUCCACUACGGAGAAUGGACUGGAGGAGAGGGAGGAGGAGGGAGUGGAGGAGAGGGAGUUGGAGCAGCUGAAAGGUCAGGCCGCGGAGGAGCGAGAAAGCAGGGCUCCGAAUAUCCAACCAGAAAGUGCCUUUAGCAGCGACUCCAAGAUGUGCAAUACUAACCCCCAUCUAAAUGCACUAAACACAGGCAGCGCCUGUCUCAGAGACGCAGCAGAACCUCUGAGCGCCGCCGACUCUGUCUUGCAAACAGAAGAGUAAAAAUAAAAAAAGAUUUUUGUAGAGAAGGACAAGUGAGAGGGUCUAUGUAAGGAAUAUCUGGAAGCCUACCAUCACUGUUACAUAUUUAUGCAUCCCAAAUGGCUCCCCAUGCAGUGCACUGCUUUUGACCAGAGACCCCAGGGUUAUACUUACCAGAGGGCUCUGGUCUAAAGUAGUGCACUACGUAGGGAACAGGGUGCCAUUUGGAAGACAUCCAUCUUUUCCUCUCGGUAGAGAAAACAUGAGGACAUGAAAUUCAGACCCCUUUUCGAUGAUGUCAGCCAGAUAAAAACCAGAAUUAUGAGGAUUUCUCCUUUUAAUAAGCCGAGUGAUAUGACCAGACCAGUCCUAAACAGAAUAAAUACUACUACUAUAAAGAGCACUAUGCCAGUCAGUCCACUCUACACUCUCUCCACUGAUAUCAACAUGAUACUACCAUGAUACAGCCAUGGGGCCGUGUCCCAAAUGUGACACCCUAUUCCCUAUAUAGUGCACUACUUUUGACCAGGGACCAUAGGGUUGACAAGAGCGUUUGACAGGGACCAUAGGGAUAAUGAUACUUCCCACAGGGCUCUGGUCAAAAGUAGUGCACUAUAUAGGGAAUAGGGAUUUAUUUGAGACGCGAUCCCAUGUCUCAGACUAGUAAAGAGAACGUUAAUUUUUAUCAUUUUUCUUAAGAUAAUUCUGAAGCCGGAACUACAAUGCUUUUGUCUCUUUUAGUUCCUUAUAGGUUGAGAUGCUCUUCCAGUACUUACUUGGCGCCAUAUAUUUGCCAUUGUAACUUUGUUGUCACAGUAAAUAACGUUUUGAGACUUAAACAACCGAGAAGCGGAUAGAGCCACAGAUUGCUUCCCAAAUGGCACCCUAGUCCCUAUAUAGUGCACUACUUUAGACAUAGAUAGAUGAAAAUUGAUAGAUUUAUUUGAUAAUUUAAAACACAACCACACGUGUAUAAUGCAUUUAAAAAUCAUAAACGUAUUUACAUUGUGGUCCUCUUAAAUAAAUACAACAAGUAAUUGAAAAAGAAAUAUAGGUUACAAUUGUAGCAACUGGCUAGAUCCAGUCUGUUUAGAUCCGCUAGAUCCAGUCUGUUUAGAUCCGCUAGAUCCAGUCUGUUUAGAUCCACUAGAUCCAGUCUGUUUAGAUCCGCUAGAUCCAGUCUGUUUAGAUCCGCUAGAUCAAGUCUGUUUAGAUCCACUAGAUCCAGUCUGUUUAGAUCCGCUAGAUCCAGUCUGUUUUAGUUAUUCUUGAAGCCUCCAGCAGAUGGGCGGCCACGGUCUUGAGGAUCUGGAAGUUCAUAGCUGUACGGUAGAGGGUCAGAGGAGGUGGUGGUCACUCUGGUCAGAGGAGGAGGUGGUCACUCUGGUCAGAGGAGGAGGUGGUCACUCUGGUCAGAGGAGGAGGUGGUCACUCUGGUCAGAGGAGGAGGUGGUCACUCUGGUCAGAGGAGGUGGUGGUCACUCUGGUCAGAGGAGGAGGUGGUCACUCUGGUCAGAGGAGGAGGUGGUCACUGGUCAGAGGAGGUGGUGGUCACUCUGGUCAGCAUGUCCAAGGGCAGGCAGGCAGUUCCAUGUCAUCAAGGCGUCCCCCGUCGUCUGCAGCUUCUUCCUCUGUAUUGGGGCUCUGAGAUGAAGUUUGAUCUUCCCUCAGAGUACAGGCCGCUCCUUAUAACAUCAGAAGCAAUGAAAAAGCCGUCCCACUGACAACUCUGCAUGCAUAGCCUACAGUCCUCCUCUUGGGUCGCCGUUGGUGGAAAACCAGUAAUGUCACCCUUGAUACAAGUCAGUAUUCGACGUCCAUCAAUGUCUGAGGACGUCGGGAGAUGACAUGGAAACCGGCCACUAGGG
Molecule: messenger RNA, 5681 nt
Organism: Coregonus clupeaformis (lake whitefish)
Lineage: Eukaryota; Metazoa; Chordata; Actinopteri; Salmoniformes; Salmonidae
Product: constitutive coactivator of PPAR-gamma-like protein 1 homolog
Cellular component (GO): nucleus
Source: RefSeq, a predicted model, not a curated record